UCUUCUCUCCAUAAUAAGACUGCGCUCACCUGCUCACACCGCCGCUGGACAAAGAGACACCCAGACUGAGUUUCCUUUAAACAUAAACUAUCGGACAGGUGCGGUGGAAAGGAGAAAGGAGAAGUGAGAGUGCGAAGUGAAUAACUGAGUGAAUGAGAGUGACUGGAGGAGUCAGAGCGCAGCGCGGAAUAAAACACAGCCCAUCAUCACCAUCAUCCUACAAGACAUUGAUCAGGACGCACUGUUCGCUCAACUGUCUCAUCUCAGAAGACGAACAUGUCCUCGUCCGUGAAGGAAAACAGUGGCGCACAGCAUGCCAGUUACGUGGGACCGUACAGGUUGGAAAAGACGCUGGGGAAAGGACAGACAGGGCUUGUGAAGCUUGGGGUGCACUGUGUAACUUGUCAGAAAGUCGCCGUAAAGAUCGUCAAUCGAGAGAAACUCAGCGAAUCUGUUUUAAUGAAGGUGGAACGAGAGAUUGCUAUUCUCAAGCUCAUAGAACACCCACAUGUUUUAAAGCUUCAUGAUGUCUACGAAAAUAAGAAAUAUUUGUAUUUGGUUUUAGAGCAUGUGUCUGGGGGAGAAUUGUUCGACUAUCUGGUAAAGAAGGGCAGAUUAACACCCAAAGAGGCUCGCAAGUUCUUUAGACAGAUCAUCUCUGCUUUGGAUUUCUGCCACAGUCACUCUAUAUGCCACCGGGACCUGAAGCCUGAGAACUUGCUGCUAGAUGAGAAGAACAACAUCAGGAUAGCAGAUUUUGGCAUGGCUUCUCUGCAGGUUGGGGAUAGUCUCCUGGAAACCAGCUGUGGGUCUCCUCACUACGCCUGUCCGGAGGUCAUUCGGGGGGAGAAAUAUGAUGGGAGGAAAGCAGAUGUAUGGAGCUGUGGGGUCAUUUUGUUUGCUUUACUGGUGGGAGCCCUGCCAUUUGAUGAUGAUAACUUACGGAAUUUGUUAGAGAAAGUGAAACUGGGAGUGUUUCACAUGCCACACUUCAUUCCACCAGACUGCCAGAACCUUCUACGAGGCAUGAUAGAGGUGGAUGCUAGCAAACGGCUAACGUUAGAACAAAUCCAGAAGCACACAUGGUACAUUGGCGGAAAGAACGAGCCAGAGCCCGAGCAGCCAGUGCCAAGGAAGGUGGCGAUCCGCAGCCUUCCAUCGGCCGAAGACAUAGACCCAGAUGUGCUGGAGAGCAUGCACUCGCUCGGCUGCUUCCAGGACAAAAACAAGCUGAUGAAGGACCUGCUGUCAGAUGAUGACAACCAGGAGAAGAUGAUCUAUUUUCUACUGCUGGACCGAAAAGAAAGAUACCCAAGUCAUGAAGACCAGAAUCUACCACCACGCAAUGAUAUAGAUCCCCCGCGGAAGCGAGUGGACUCCCCUAUGUUAAAUCGGCAUGGGAAGAGGAGACCGGAGCGCAAAUCCAUGGAAGUGCUGAGUGUCACAGAUGGAGGAUCUCCUGUACCAGCACGAAGAGCCAUUGACAUGACCCAGCAUGGACAGAGGUCACGUUCUAUUAGUGGAGCUUCCUCAGGUCUUUCCACCAGUCCUCUCAGCAGUCCACGGGUGACCCCUCACCCCUCACCAAGAGGCAGUCCUCUACCCACUCCCAAGGGAACACCUGUGCACACACCCAAGGAUAGCCCUGCUGGCACGCCGAACCCUACGCCGCCACCCAGCCCUUCUAUCGGAGGUAUGCCUUGGAGAACACGCCUCAACUCCAUUAAGAACAGCUUCCUGGGCUCUCCGCGCUUCCACCGCAGGAAACUGCAAGUUCCUACUCAAGAUGAGAUGUCCAGCCUUACACCAGACUCUUCCCCAGAACUUGCCAAAAAGUCGUGGUUUGGUAACUUUAUCAGCCUGGAGAAGGAGGAGCAGAUCUUCGUGGUGAUCAAGGACAAGCCCCUGAGCUCCAUCAAAGCAGACAUAGUGCAAGCCUUUCUGUCGAUCCCAAGCCUCAGUCACAGUGUGAUCUCCCAGACAAGUUUCCGGGCAGAGUACAAGUCCACAGCAGGUCCCACCGUCUUCCAGAAGCCUGUGAAGUUUCAGGUGGACAUCACCUACACAGAAAGCAGCUCAGCCACUAAGGAGAAUGGAAUCUACUCUGUAACCUUUACUCUGCUCUCAGGUCCAAGUCGACGUUUUAAGCGUGUGGUGGAGACGAUUCAGACGCAGCUGUCAAGCACACAUGACCAGCCAGGAGUCCAGCAGCUGGCCGGAAUUAUCCAGAAAAGCUAUUAAUACCCUACUCCUCUGCUCCACCUACCAUCGCAGUCACUCACAUCUGUUAAUGGAGGGCGCUAUGAGGGAACAAGACACUUCAUUCUUCAUCCUUACCUUUCUUCUUCAAUUCCUUUGUGCUCUCUGAGGAAAAUGUACACCAACGCAGGUGUCUGUCCUACCCAUGCUGUACCCUCUCCUCAUCUGACCCGAGACACACACAUACAGUAAACAUUCUGAGCCUUCACCUCGACAAACCUGUACUUGGGCAUGCACAACUCUGGGAUGUCAUUAAAAAGGACUAAACAGCCAGUGGACGAAUGGUGAGAAAAGACUAUUUGAAUUGUCCUAAUGGAAUUUAAAAACCCUUCAGAUUGUAUUGCUGACUUUCUUUAAAUAGAGUUGUGUUUGAUCUGCUGCAAAUGGACUAAUUUGCUUCUAUGUCUGGGCUGGGGUGGAUAUGAAUGGUGUCAUA
Messenger RNA from Trichomycterus rosablanca, 2695 nucleotides. RefSeq names its product BR serine/threonine kinase 2a (gene brsk2a). The transcript is spliced from 19 exons. Gene Ontology annotation, biological process: intracellular signal transduction; microtubule cytoskeleton organization; protein phosphorylation. Gene Ontology annotation, cellular component: cytoplasm. Gene Ontology annotation, molecular function: protein serine/threonine kinase activity; ATP binding; tau-protein kinase activity. Bases 277 to 2241 code for a protein of 654 amino acids. The record is from RefSeq and is a predicted model, not a curated record. Lineage: Eukaryota; Metazoa; Chordata; Actinopteri; Siluriformes; Trichomycteridae.